Molecule: messenger RNA, 420 nt
Organism: Ustilaginoidea virens
Lineage: Eukaryota; Fungi; Ascomycota; Sordariomycetes; Hypocreales; Clavicipitaceae
Exons: 4
Coding region: 1-420 (139 amino acids)
Biological process (GO): endoplasmic reticulum to Golgi vesicle-mediated transport
Cellular component (GO): endoplasmic reticulum membrane; COPII-coated ER to Golgi transport vesicle
Source: RefSeq, a predicted model, not a curated record
AUGAUGUCUGGAGAGGCUUGGUUAUACCUGUUGGCAGUGUUGAUUAACGCUGUCAACCUCUUUCUGCAGGUGUUCUUCACUAUCAUGUACAGCGACCUAGAAUGCGAUUACAUCAAUCCUAUUGAACUAUGCAACCGUCUGAACGCCUAUAUCAUCCCUGAAGCUGCGGUGCACAGUUUUUUGACGUUCCUAUUUCUCAUCAAUGGCUACUGGUUGGCUCUGGUCCUCAAUAUGCCUCUCCUCGCUUGGAAUGCCAAAAAGAUUAUGGAGAACACUCAUCUUCUUGACGCGACUGAAAUUUUCCGCAAGCUCAACAUUCACAAAAAGGAGUCAUUCGCCAAGCUCGCCUUCCAUUUGAUCAUGUUCUUUUUCUAUCUCUACAGCAUGAUUGUCGCCCUCAUUCGAGACGAAUCCGCUUAG